Messenger RNA from Amphimedon queenslandica, 906 nucleotides. RefSeq names its product craniofacial development protein 1. Bases 362 to 844 code for a protein of 160 amino acids. The transcript has 6 exons. The record is from RefSeq and is a predicted model, not a curated record. Gene Ontology annotation, cellular component: Swr1 complex. NCBI's taxonomy places the organism in Eukaryota, Metazoa, Porifera, Demospongiae, Haplosclerida, Niphatidae.
GCCAAAAUCCCUGUACUAUAGUACAGGAACUUUGGCCCAAUUUUGGAGUAACUUUAAAAAUUUGUAAAAAAUCCAAGAUUAAUUGAAAUCAACUCAGACUUUUUACGCAAUAUAAAUAUGUAUCAGAAGAUGUACAAAAAAUAGAGAAUUUUUUACUUGUUAUUUUUGGCAAAAUUUGUCCCGAGACCAUGUACUUUUUAUUAAUAAAAUUAUUAAGUAAUAGAAAGAGGAAAGGUCCUGCCCUUAGUGAAGUGGUUGAUGAUUUACUGGAGGAGGAGGGGGCGGGGCAGGGGGAGGAGCCAGAGAGAGGAGUCUAGUAGAGGAUGAAGACACAAAGAAGAAUAGAUUAGAUGAAGUAUGGAUGAACUUUAAAAAAGAAACAACAAGUACCAGAACAACAAAUAGAAAAGAAACAAAUAAACAAAUUGAGGAAAAAACUGAAGUUUCGUCUGUUCCUAUGGAAACAAUUAAAAUAAAGAAAUCGUUUGAUUUUGCAGGAGAAGAAGUAAUUGUUGAGAAGGAGGUCUCUGUACAGUCGAAUGAAGCAGUUCAGUUUAUAAAAUCAACAGAAAAGAGUAACAGACCAAGUGUGGGCGGAGUCAGAAGGUCAGGAGGUGCUAAAGCGUUAUUGGCAUCGUUAAAUAAAAAACCAAAACUCUCAACACUAGAGAAGUCUAAAUUAGACUGGGACAGUUGUAAGAAAGAUGAAGGAUUAGAGGAUGAACUAACCUACCAGACUAAAGACGGGUAUCUUGAUCGUCAGUCCUUCUUAAGUAGAGCUGAUGUGAGACAGUUUGAAAUAGAGAGAGAUGAAAGAUUGAAGAGAUUUAAAAGACUAAACUAAAUACUAUUAAUAUACUACACACACUAACCUCCUCUUAUGUAAUAAUAAUAUUCACUACAAUA